Grosmannia clavigera kw1407 is the source of this 600-nucleotide messenger RNA. Its product is annotated as iron sulfur cluster assembly protein mitochondrial precursor. The record is from RefSeq and is a predicted model, not a curated record. Gene Ontology annotation, molecular function: 2 iron, 2 sulfur cluster binding; ferrous iron binding. Bases 1 to 600 code for a protein of 199 amino acids. Gene Ontology annotation, biological process: intracellular iron ion homeostasis; iron-sulfur cluster assembly. Lineage: Eukaryota; Fungi; Ascomycota; Sordariomycetes; Ophiostomatales; Ophiostomataceae. Gene Ontology annotation, cellular component: cytoplasm; mitochondrial matrix. The transcript is spliced from 3 exons.
AUGUUUUCAGCACGGACGCUCAUCUCUCGCCCCAUUCUCGCCUCUGCGGCAUCGGCUGUCGCGAUCUCUUCUGCCAGAACAGCAUUCCGUACUGCGCGGCCAACGAUUGCCGCGUCUGCUGCGGUUGUUCCCAGCGCACGGCGUCUCUACCACGAGAAAGUGAUCGACCACUACACUCGGCCACGCAAUGUCGGCUCUCUCGACCGGAAAGACCCCUCUGUGGGAUCGGGAUUGGUAGGCGCACCAGCUUGUGGCGACGUCAUGAAGCUCGACAUCCGGGUCGAUCCUGUCACCAACAAGAUCAUCGAGGCCAAGUUCAAGACGUUCGGCUGUGGCUCAGCCAUUGCCAGCUCUAGCUACCUUACGACGCUGGUGCAGGGCAAGUCUUUGGACGACGCCGCCGCCAUUCGCAAUGUCGAUAUCGCAUCCGAGCUCUGCCUACCUCCGGUCAAGCUGCACUGCUCAAUGCUUGCAGAGGAUGCUAUCAAGGCCGCUGUUGCCGACUACCGGAGCAAGCGGCCUCAGACCAACUUGGGCGGCACUGGAAAGACCAUCUCGCAGGCACCGCCUGCACCUCAGGCAGCAGCAGCGGCUAUCUGA